AUGGACCAUCAUCAACUCCGCACACGUAGCUUCAUUCCUUGUGCGGCUCCAUUCUGCGUUACUGGACCUACUGAACCAUUCAUGCGCUUGUCCAUCAGCUCGACCACAGGCAGCCGCUUCGAGCUCUCUGUCCAUCAGGGAGAGACCGUGGAGGUGCUGAGGAGACGACUUUCCCAAAAGCUCAGAGUACCGAAAGAAAGAUUCGUCUUGCUGCAUAAGGAAACGUGAGUAGCCUAACCCCACUGGGCACAUACGUCCAUUUCAACGUCUAUUCCACGUUGGUUCAACGUAAUUUCAUUGAAAAGACGUUGAAUCAACGUUGAUUCAGUACAUUGCGUAUGAUUUCUUGGGGACCAAAUAACAGUUCUGAUGUAGGCUUUUGUAAUACAUAUUGGAUGCAAUAUCAUGUAAUGUAUUUUAUUUCUGGUUCUGCAUGAGCCUAUAACUUCAUUGUCAAACAGGCCUAAAUCAUAAAUGAGAUGCAUUUAAGUGCAGGUGUUCUUUGUCAAAUAUAAUUUUAAUCUCUCAUGUGUAUACAUGUAGUAAUGAUCAUGUCCUCUUAUGUGCCCACAGGCGGUUGAGUACAGGGACACUCCAUGACCUGGGCAUAGUUGAUGGGAGUAAACUGACACUGGUCCCAACUAUUGAAGCAGGCUUGUUAUCAGUAAGUCAUAUAUUGUACAGUCCACAAAUGGUAAACAAUGUUAACACCAGGUAUUGAGUAAAGGAAAUAUGUCCGUAAUGUUAUUUAUAAUGUAUAAACUUCAGCCAAGUGGUCUGGAUCCUUAUAGCACAGGUGAUAUUACUACUGGUGCUCUGGCAGUUCUCCCUGAACCACUUUUACAACAGAACCAUGUGUCUGUCUGGGGAUGUACUUGCCAGCUUCUAUCGGCAUUGAUCUAUCAUAUGUGAUCUUAAUCAAUACAUUUAUUCCAUGUUGUUAGCGGUUAGAAUCUCUCUCUCUCUCUCUCUCUCUCUCUCUCUCUCUCUCUCUCUCUCUCUCUCUCUCUCUCUCUCUCUCUCUCUCUCUCUCGCUCUCUAUCUUUCUCUCUGAUUAUAUUGAACUCAUUAUCUCGUACUACUUCUCUCACUCUCUAUAAUAUGCUCUAUCUCUCUCUACCUCUAUCUUCUCUCUAUAAUAAUCUCAGCGUACUCUGCUCCACUCGCUCUCUGAGAUGAAAGCUGCGAGCAGCUCUCUCGCUCCUGAUAAUAUAUCGAGACGAUCGUACAGAAAAUGGCGUACUAGCGCGCUCUGAUCGCCUAGCUAUCCCUCUCUCAUAUAUGAUAAGAGAAUCUCAGUCGAGUCGCGCUCUCGUGCUCUCGCUGCCCGCUCAUAUAAUAACUCUAGUCUCCGUCUCUCUGCCUCUCUCUGCUCUCUCCGCUAGAGAUCUCAGUCUCGCUCCCAGCGAUGCUAUCUCGCAGCUCUCGCCUCCAUCGCGACGCUCAUAUAGAGACUCAGAUCUCUCAUCCUAUCUUCCAGAGAAAUCUGCGUAUACCUCCAUUUAUCUCUCCUCUAAUAGUAUACUCUACGUCCUCUCUCUCUCUCGUCCUUCUCUCUCUCUAUCUCUCUCUAUAUAUAAUCUCUAUCUAUCUAUCUCUCUCUAUCUCUCUCUCUCUCUCUAUCUCUCUAUCCCUCUAUCUCUCUCUAUCUCUCAAUCUCUCUCUCUAUCUCUCUCUCUAUAUAUCAUCUCUAUCUCUCUCUAUAUAUAUAUAUAUAUAUAUAAAUUCUCUCUAUCUCUCUAUUUCUCUCUCUAUCUCUCUAUCUCUCUCUCUAUAAAUAUAUGCCUAUUUUUGUUUUCUUUGCUUCCUUAGUCCCAACUAUCCAGAAGAGAGCAGACCAUCAUGCAGGCUUUGGAGAGUUUAACUGAAACUCAGGUAGGUCUCUGAUCUUUCACUGGACGUCUGUGUCAUAAGAUAAGAUGGCUGUGACACUGUUGUCUCAAUGUGGUGCGAUUGAAGGCCUAUGUAAAUAAAUAAGUGGCAUUUUCUUUCUGUCUUCAUCCGUACCAGCUCAGUACGGCUGGGUUAUUUUCAUGAAACAGCAAGGUUGUGCUUUUGUGGUUGUGUGUCUGCAUAUGUGUGUGUGUGUGUGUGGUUGAGCUUGGAAGGAGUGACUCAACUCAACAAAGAACAGUUUUCUAAGAAAUGGUAGUUCUCACUACAGUCUGACUGCCCCCGCCCCUGACUGCGCCUCAUGCACACGCACACACAUACACACACACACACACACACACACACAUGCGCGCGCAGUGACCUAGCCUCCACCACAAGAUGAAACAAUCACCGCUAUAUACAGUAUAUUGGUUAUAUUUACACCAAAUAUCAGAAGCCAUUUUGUACCCGAAUGCUCCCCUCACAUCAUAUAUUACAGUGGAGAGGUGAGCGGUUCAACAAGACUGUUGUCUGUUGUGUCGUGACCUGCCGUCUUUAGGCCUGAUGGCCUCUUUGUCAUUGAAGUGUUCUGCUUCGUGACUGGGCUAAAUGGAGACACCAGACUGAUAAUAACAAAUAACCUCAAUUGUAAUGCCUCUGUGUCCAUAGCAAGCAGUUAGUUCUCAGUAAAUAGCUCUGAAUGUCUGGGGCCAUAACACUAGUGAGAGGGUAUCAAUAUGACUUGUCUGUUUAAGCUUAUUAUAUCUUGGAUCAUUCAGGACCCUUGUAAUGGAGAGAGGCAGCAGUAAAUUAAUAAGUGCUGUAAAUAUAUUAAUCAAGCUAUUCCUCCCUUUCUGUGUCUGCAGGUCAGUGACUUCCUGUCUGGCCGUUCACCCCUGACCCUUGCCCUCAGGAUCGGUGAUCACAUGAUGUUCGUCCAGCUCCAACUGACCCCCCAGAGCGCCACUGGGCAGCAACAGCAGCAGAGGCACCUCAUCGCCCGGCGCACAGGCAGGUCCACCAGGUUCCCUUACCCCCCCCCAGCCCACCUCUCCUCCAACACCCCUCUCUCCCCUCAAACCCCCUCCUCAACCUCUCACGUCACCUACUCCUCUCCCUCACCUAGUGCCCCCCUCCGCUACACCAACCCCACCUGCUCCAGCCCUGGACCCCAGAGCCCAACCCCUGCUGCCACCUACCCAGAGGUGAGACUCAGAUUUUGCACAGAUUAUGAAUAUUAUUAUUAUUAUGUGAAUAUUAUGUGUGUAUUAUCAUAUGCUAAUGUUAGUUCAAUACUUCAAAGCCUCAUCCUGUUACUAAGGCAGGGAAUAACUUUUCAAUAUAAUGUAGUUGCAGAUUUAUUGUAAUAUUAUUAAAUGACAGGUAGUCUACUGCUAUUAUCAUUAUACAGGCUUUUGACUAGAGAGGGAGUAUCUUAUAUACAACCCUUUCGCUGUCUUUAUCACAGGGUGACUGCAGUGUGGCUGGUACUCCCACCUCUAAGAAACCAGCUGCCGGGGAACCAGGUGCUGUCAUAGAGAGCUUUGUGAGCCAUGCCCCAGGAGUCUUCUCAGGGACCUUUUCAGGCACUCUGCCCCCAGCCGGCCAGGACAGCACCAGUACCAGUGCCAGGUCAUCCAGGCAAGGCAUCAACACAAUCCUCCAGAUCCUCAACGACCUUCUCAGUGCCACUCGCCAGUACCAGGGGGCUCCACUGUCCCUCUCCCAGCUCCUCUGCCGCCCUCCCAUCACCCCAGCCAGCAGCACCCCGAGUACCCCAACCUCGCCCUCCCCGCCGCCCUCACCUCUCACCCCUGACCCCGUCAGCACUGCUACCUCAGGACCACUUAUAGACCACAUCAGCCAGGAACAGAGCCGCUCAUGUAAACCUACUGGUGAGUUGAGGUCCCACAGAAUAAGCAAAACCUGUCAAUGCUGUGUGUAGCUGAUUAUAGGCAAAACAAAGUACAACAAUAUGCUGAGACAAAGGAUGUUUUAGGUUUUGUUAUACCAUGCUGUCUUUAUUCGACUCUUCAUAACACAACUAAAGAACCAAAUUAAUGAGAUAGAGAUUCUCUUUAUUGUCUUUAUUGAAAACGUAUGUACCGUAUGUGCAUUCAAUGAAUGUUUAGCCUUGAAGUAUUCCCUGUCAGUGGUCUGUCACUUAGUUCUCGCUCCUGCAUUCCGGAACCCUAGCGUCAUGUUUGGAAACCAGUCCAACCUUCUCAGUUUUUAGAAAGUUUAGAAAGUAGCAGCUGUACAGAAAGUAGCAGCUGUACAGCAGAGAACACUGGUUGUGAGGGUAUUGUUAGAAAGGAGGAAGUGGUUUCUGUGCCCCCUAUUAAUGAACUAGGGCUGUUUAUAUCCGUUACCUCACGGCCUAUGCAUUCAUUUGUUCCCCAGUCUGCAAUGAAUUAGAAAAUCGUGUGUCUGUGUGUGUGUGUGUGUGUGUGUGUGUGUAGUUUUGUGAGUGUUUUGGGGCAGAGAGAGCAUGGCCCUCAGGGGUCAGUUAGUGACAGGAACGAACACUCCGUCACACACACGUUUACAUUUACAUUUUUAGUCAACAGGACCUUAACCUUUUAACCUGAGUGUGUGAACUAUUGUAUCUUACUAGCACCUUUUCACCCUAGCACCGGAAACAUACUAAUGAACACAUAAUCAUUGGCGACAGUGGCAGCUCUUGGUCACGUUGUCAGGGAAACGGCACUGCUCCAUUCUUAGAAUUAGAAUCCAUUCAAUGUUGUUCAUGGUUCCAUCCGUCGAAUUCUGUGUUCAGUGAACAAUGCUAGGCUGAUUAUAUGAGUAUGGCACAAUGUACACUAUAUAUACGAAAGUAUGUGGACACCCCUUCAAAUUAGUGGAUUCGGCUAUUUCAGCCACACCGUUGCUGACAGGUGUAUAAAAUCGAGCACACCGCCAUGCAAUCUCCAUAGACAAAUAUUGGCAGUAGAAUGACCUUAAUGAAGAGCUCAGUGACUUUCAACGUAGCACCGUCAUAGGAUGCCACCUUUCCAACAAGUCAGUCACAUUUCUGCCCUGCUAGAGCUGCCCAGGUCAACUGUAAGUGCUGUUACUGUGAAGUGGAAACAUCUAGGAGCAACAACGGCUCAGCCGCGAAAUGGUAGGCCACACAAGCUCACAGAACGGGACCGCCGAGUGCUGAAGCGCAUGGUGCGUAAAAAUCAUCUGUCCUCGGUGGCAACACUCAAAACUGAGUUCCAAACUGCUCCAGUUUGGUGGAGGAGGAAUAAUGGUCUGGGGCUGUUUUUCAUGGUUCGGGCUAGGCCCCUUAGUUCCAGUGAAGGGAAAUCUUAAUGCUACAGCAUACAAUUACAUUCUAGAUGAUUCUGUGCUUCCAACUUUGUGGUAACAGUUUGGGGAAGGCCCUUUCCUGUUUCAGCAUGACAAUGCCCCCGUGCACAAAGCGAGGUCCAUACAGAAAUGGUUUGUCGAGACCGGUGUGCAAGAACUUGACUGGCCUGCACAGAGCCCUAACCUCAACCCCAUCGAACACCUUUGGGAUGAAUUGGAACACCGACUGCGAGCCAGGCCUAAUCGCCUAACAAAAGUGCCCGACCUCACUAAUGCUCUUGUGGCUGAAUGAAAGCAAGUCCCCGCAGCAAUGUUCCAACAUCUAGUGGAAAGCCUUCCCAGAAGAGUGGAGGCUGUUAUAGCAGCAAAGGGGGGACCAUCUCCAUAUUAAUGCCCAUGAUUUUGGAAUGAGAUGUUUGACGAGCAGGUGUCCACAUACUUAUGGUCAUGUAGUGUAUAUGUAUAUACUUCCUGAAUUCCUGCAAUAACAUUCUUCCUCAUGACCAGUGGUGUAAAGUACUUAAGUAAAACUACUUUAAAGUACUACUUAAGUAGUUUUUUGGGGUAUCUGUUCUUUACUAUUUCAAUUUUUGACAACUUUUACUUUCACUCCACUACAUUCCUAAAGAAAAUAAUGCACUUUUUACUCCAUACAUUUUCAUUGACACCCCAAAAGUACUCGUUACAUUUUGAAUGCUUAGCAGGACAGGAAAUUUGUCAAAACCUUGCACUUAUCAAGAGAACAUCCCUGGUCAUCCCUACUGCCUCUGAUCUGGCAGACUCACUAAAAACACAUGCUUCGUUUAUAAAUGAUUGUCUUAGUGUUGGAGUGUGCCGCUGCCUAUCCGUAAAAAGAAAGUAAUAAAUAAAAAAUGGUGCAGUCUGGUUUACUUAAUAUAAGGAAUUUGAAAUGAUUUAUACUUUUACUUUUGAUAUUUAAGUAUAUUUUAGCAAUUACAUUACUUUUGUUAUAUUUAAGUAUAUUUAAAACCAAAUACUUUUAGACUUUUACUCAAUUAGUAUUUUACUGUGCGACUUUCACUUUUACUUGUCAUUUUCGAUUAAAGGUAUCUUUCCUUUUACUCAAGUAUGACAAUUGGGUACUUCUUCCUCCACUGGUCAUGACUCUUCCCGUCUUCUUCCUCCCACCUCUUUUCUCUAUUCCCUUCCAUCCUCCCUGUCUCUCUCCCUUCUCCUCCUCUCUCAGCAGGCCUGUGUUCCAGUCAGUCCGAGGAGGAGAACCAGUCGUUGCGUUGUAAACUGGAGCGCCUUCAGAUGUUGAUGCACCAGAGACGCCUGCGCAGGCGGGCUCGCAGGUACACACGCACCUCACACCCCUACCCUCCUCACCACCGUCAGCCCUGGUCGCCCGGACGAGACAAAGCCAACACCAGCCGCCAUAGCAACGGCAGCCUGUCCAGCAGCGAGGGCUCUUCCCUGGAUGACCUGGAGUUGCCAUGGAAACCGGAGCUGCCAUCCGACCUUGUGAUGGCGUAG
Molecule: messenger RNA, 6684 nt
Organism: Coregonus sp. 'balchen'
Lineage: Eukaryota; Metazoa; Chordata; Actinopteri; Salmoniformes; Salmonidae
Source: the annotation of a GenBank genome assembly